This is a messenger RNA of Closterium sp. NIES-65, 951 nucleotides long. The record is from the annotation of a GenBank genome assembly. Lineage: Eukaryota; Viridiplantae; Streptophyta; Zygnematophyceae; Desmidiales; Closteriaceae.
GAUUUCGCCUCGUCAGCCAAGAACGAGCGCGCGGACAGGGAGAGCUUCAAGAGUGAUGCGAGGAUGGGGGGGCAGGCGGAGCCUCUCAUUGACAUCCGCAGAGACCCCUUGCACGCCCUGCACCUCAGGGAACGAGUGUUCCAGGUGAUCACGUGUUCCAGGCUCUCCCUCCCCCAGAUCCCGUCACCAACCCUGACGCCCCUCCUCCGAAGCAACCUCUGCACAUCUCUCUGCACCACUCCCGCUUCAACACCGCUCGCCCAGCUCCGUUCCUCUCUCCCCCCGCGGCCAUUUCACCCCCAGCCGCCCACCUUCCUGCCCACUCCCCCAGGAGGAGGGGGAGCGGGGGACGGGGAGCCCUGGGAUUGGCUCACGGCCCGUUGGCGCUCAGGCAGUGGGGGAGGGGGAGGCACAGGGGGAGGGGGAAGUGUGCGUGGGCAAGGGGGUGAACUACUGGAUGUGGUACUUUUAUGGGAGUAUCGGAGCAGGGGCCAGGGAAUGGGAGUGAUGGUAGGCCCAGCUUACGGUGUCUCCUCUGUUGCUGCUGCGACUGCAAGUGCUAGCACAAGUGCAGGAGGAGGAGGAGGGGGAACAGCUAGUGGGGCUGCUACAGGAGCAGCAGCUUCUGCAGGGAGCGGCUCAGCAGCAGACAAUGCUUCUGCCGCCAAUGCUGGUUCCACUGCUGCAUCUGCUGCUGUGCGAUGGAGAAUGGACGGGCCAUCUUAUCUCCAGCACGACUUCUCGUCCAACCCCACCUGCCCCGUCUCUCUCACGCUCCUCCUCCGAAACUGCUCCUCCUCCCCUGCCUCUGCUGCUGUCCACACGUUCGACCCGGCACUGCUGCCUGCUGUGGAAAAGAUGUCAAUGCGUCCACUCUGGGCUCGAAUCUGCCUGAGAAAUCUGGCUUUUACUGCCCCAACAACUUGGAUGGCCAGGACGGCGGCACAGUAG